Molecule: messenger RNA, 273 nt
Organism: Anisakis simplex (herring worm)
Lineage: Eukaryota; Metazoa; Nematoda; Chromadorea; Rhabditida; Anisakidae
Source: the annotation of a GenBank genome assembly
AUGAACGAAUUAUUCGUUUACUUGCAGACUCCAUACAAACUACCCGAUGGUUCAGUGCUUGAGAUAGGUGCAGCACGGUUCCGUGCACCCGAAGUUCUGUUCCGUCCCGAGCUGAUUGGUGAAGAAUGGCCGGGUAUUGCAACGGCUUUGAAUGCGUCUAUAAGAAAAUGUGAUAUGGAUCUGAGAAAAGUUCUCUACAGUAAUAUCGUUCUGAGCGGUGGAUCGACGAUGUUAGCUGGAUUUGGUGAUCGACUUUUAGCUGAAGUAUGCUGA